Messenger RNA from Austrofundulus limnaeus, 1596 nucleotides. Its product is annotated as rap1 GTPase-GDP dissociation stimulator 1. NCBI's taxonomy places the organism in Eukaryota, Metazoa, Chordata, Actinopteri, Cyprinodontiformes, Rivulidae. Gene Ontology annotation, biological process: positive regulation of GTPase activity. The coding region runs from base 547 to 1470 and encodes 307 amino acids. The record is from RefSeq and is a predicted model, not a curated record. Gene Ontology annotation, molecular function: guanyl-nucleotide exchange factor activity; protein binding. The transcript is spliced from 5 exons.
GAGAAAAAUGMUGACGUGUUCAAUACUUAUUUUACCCGCUGUAUCCUAAAGAAUAUUUAAAGAAAUACCAUGGAACAAACCGUAUGUGUACAAAACAACCUGCCAGGUUCCCAUCUGCCCAUGUUGUUGUUGUUGUUGUUGUUGUUGUUGUGGCUUUCAUGUAGAAGCUGAAAGGAAUUAUGUGAGAUUGUAGGGCAGGAGGAAUAAACUCAGCAGAGUCAGCCAAGUGCUAAUACCUUAACGUGCACUCACACACGGUCAGAUGAGUGCAGAGACUUAGGGAGGAUUUGCUUUGUAUUAWCUCUGACAGGAAUCUGAGAGCCAGCUGGAGGGAGGGAGGCAAAACAGACGUGGACAAAAGUGCAGAAACUCUUYUUUUGUGUGAAACAACACAACCAGCGCAGUAAUGUUGUUAAAGUGAAGUUAGGUUACUGGAAGUGUCCCAGCAGCGGUGCUGAAAGGAAAUGGUCUUAUGAAGAGCUUUGCAAGCUGUCAGCAGGAGAAAGUUCCAGCACCAGGGCUUCAGAGACGGCAGGGCGAAGCAGAAUGGGGCACCCCAACGUGCCACUCUGUUACAAACAAGCGCGGAGUCACAGGGAGAAACAGAUAUCCAGCAGARUGCAACCCUACACACCAAACGAAAACUUGAACAAUGCACUGGGAGCUAUCAGAGUUCUUGGUGUGGAACUGAUUGAAGAUGAACUUAAACCCCAUCUGAACACCGUGCUGGUAAACAUUAAGGAUAAACAGAAAGGGGCUGCAGAGCAGGUGGUGAUCAGUGGGAUCCUGCCAAUCCUGGCCUUGUCUCUGAGGAGCAGAGGUCCUCUGACUUUGCUGACUGCUAAACUGGUGGCUGAGCUCGCCAAGGAAUCUGUGGUUCGCAAAGGUUUCGGGGAUGCAGGCUUGGUUACGGCUCUGCUGUCGGUUCUGACCAGUACCAAUGAAGAGCUGCUCGUUUAUGCUGCAAGAGCCAUCUCACACAUGUCUUAUGAGAGCCCUAAGCAGCAGGAGUUGUUACUUCGGCGAGGUGCUGUGCCACGUCUCGUCGCCAUCCUCCUCCGGUUUCCUGACAAGGAGGCUCUGGAGGAGGUGUGCCUCCUGGCUCUCUGUAACCUCAGCGGGAUGGGCGUGGCGGCGGAGGCCGGAAUGGUCUGGGAGAGGGGGGAGUCGGUGAGACCRGGGGAGUGCGUGUUCCACGGCAUUUUCCCUCACACCUGCGGCUUCGCCUCCUCGGUGACUCUGGUGCGCGUCUCUCAGUGGGCACCGGGUCAGUGCGCGGUCAGCAUCGAGGACUUCCAGCGCUGUUCCUCCUCUUUCUGGAACUUUUACAGGAACAAACAGGCUCAGCAUCGGUUCCCGUUCUUCAGCUCGGGCAGCUGUUCGAAUCUGUUCAAGGGGAUGAAGUUCUCCACGAGGAGCGUUCCUCGGACAAAGAGUCUGAGGACUCGUGUGUUUCACACUUUCCUGUGACCGACUAAAACCAGAGACGGUGGCCUAAACUAACUGGACUAACUGGACUUAUGUCCUGAUGCAUCUCAGUAAUCCAGGUAGAAAAAAAUCAAAAAAGAAAAAAUAAGUAGGUCCUCUGGAUGGGUU